AGUUGUUUUAAAGAUGUGUUUUGGUUGGAGAUGGUCCACGUCUGAAUUCGGAAAAAUUUGGUGGUUGUUUGUAGUUCGUUGGUGGUUGCCUAACAACUUUCAAACUCUAUGAAUUCGAUUUUGCUUACGUAGUAGAUUGUGCAUUUGUAAGUAAACAAUUUAUUGUUAUAUCACUUUUUAGGUGGGAAUUAUGAUGAUAGAUAAAAAAUUGUUGAUCGAGCAUAAUUCGUUAGUGGUUAGCAACUGUUCUAUUUCUUUACGAAUUAAAUUUUGCUGACGAAGUAGAUUGCGCAAUUUAGAAGUGAAGAUUUUUUAUUAAUUUAUUUCUUAGAAGGCAAUCAUUAUGGUACUAGAGAUAAAGAUUAAGAAGCUAAACUUGGGUUUUGAGCUAAAGACUUAUCUUAGACAACUUGUAUCGAAAGUCUUCUUGACACAGAGGUGAUCGAGCAGUGUGUCAUCUAAGGGUCACAGGAUUAGUGGUUCUUGCAUUAAGGGAGAGCAUUGUAGAGUGGGUGUCAAGUGUCAACCCAAGUCCAACAUUGUUGGGAUAAAGAACAAUUUUUUUGAAUAUAAGUAGAAAAGUAAUUCCAUUAGUACUUAUGUUGGGAGCCCUAAAACAAAUUUGUGCGGGUGUAACAUCCCACAUCGGUUAGAUAAAAGAGUAAUUGGGUCUUUAUAUGCACAAGCAAACAACUAAUGUAUACCAAUUUGCUAGCACUUUUGGGCCGACAUGUGGUGGGUUGUUGGGUCCGGUAUGCAUCUAGUUGUGGGCUUGAGAAGCGGACAAUAUCAUACUAACGUGGGACUAGUGGGUGGUGAGUGGGACAUCAAUAUAUUGAGAAAUAAAUGUAAUAUGCGCAAUCUAUAUUAUUUUUAUUCUAAGUUGAUUUAAGUUUAGUUGACUUCUAAAUAACGUCGGAGUAUGCAUAGGGACAUUAAUGAGAGCAACGUACGUAGUGUAAAAAAGUCGCGUGAAACAUUAAUGACAAGGAUAUUAUAAAAAAAGUCACUUGCAACCAAUAUUUUUUCCUUUUUCAUCCUAUAAAUAUCCCUGACAUCAAAAAAGGAAGAGAGCAAGAAACGAAGAGAGAAUCAGACAAUGGGGAGACCGCUUAUGGGAAAGGAGAGCGUAGCUAGCAGAGGUCAAUGGAGUCCUGAAGAGGAUCUUGUACUUGCAUCAUACGUUCAAGAAAAUGGUUCAUGCAAUUGGCAAUAUGUUCCAAAAAAUACUGGUUUGGAGAGAUCAGGCAAGAGUUGUAGACUCCGAUGGGUAAACCAUCUUAAACCUGGUUUGAAAAAGGGCAGUUUCACUGCUAAGGAAGACAGAACGAUUAUCCAUCUUCAGGCUGUUCUUGGCAACAAAUGGGCUGCUAUAGCAAACCAUCUGCCUGGAAGGACUGACAAUGACAUUAAAAAUCAUUGGAAUAAGCAUUUGAAGAAGAUUGCAGAAAUUACUCAAGACAACUACAGUGACAAGCACCGAUAUGGGAGUAGUAGUAAUGUUACUACCAAUGCACGUCACCAGGCCCCUAGUCAUACUACAACUCUACCACUCGUUUCACUGGGACUCAGGUCCCCCCCUUCUACAGUGGCAACAGGACCAUUGCUCUCGCCAGACUGUAUGAGCUUCAAGUCGUCUUGUGGCCGGAAUCUCAGAGCCCAUCGAUCGCUUGCAGAUCCUGCAAAUCAUGACCAGUUUCGUAGCCAAGCAGCCCCUGUUACUCCAACUUUUAGUUACCCACAUGAGCCAUAUGUUUUCAACUGUGAAAAUAUAGCGAUAUGGCUACAGAUGUGGAAUAAACAAGACCACUAGAUCAAAACUAGUUAAUGAUGAGGUGGAAGAUGGUUUUGAUGGAUUCAAUGGCAUGGGAUGAUCGGAAAAUCUGAGCAAGUUCUCCUGGAAGUGCUUCAGAGAUGCAGCUACCAGAAAUGGCAAUUCAUAAAAUUUUAUUUCACCUCAGAACAGUUGUCCAUUUCAAGAUUUCUAUGUAUGUCUAACAAAUAAAGGACUUGAGUUUCAUUUCCAUAUAUGUACUAGUUAUUUAUAAAGAAUCUCAAACUUGUCGGGUUG
Messenger RNA from Daucus carota subsp. sativus, 2071 nucleotides. Its product is annotated as transcription factor MYB96. The record is from RefSeq and is a predicted model, not a curated record. The transcript is spliced from 3 exons. NCBI's taxonomy places the organism in Eukaryota, Viridiplantae, Streptophyta, Magnoliopsida, Apiales, Apiaceae. Bases 1100 to 1813 code for a protein of 237 amino acids.